Molecule: messenger RNA, 1119 nt
Organism: Acanthochromis polyacanthus (spiny chromis)
Lineage: Eukaryota; Metazoa; Chordata; Actinopteri; Pomacentridae
Product: microfibril-associated glycoprotein 4-like
Exons: 6
Coding region: 205-909 (234 amino acids)
Biological process (GO): elastic fiber assembly
Source: RefSeq, a predicted model, not a curated record
UGCUCUGCUGUUGUGUGUUUGGUUCAUCCUCUACUUUCUACUGAUGACGACGUGGAAAUAAAAGCCACUUCAUCUGAGGAGCUUCUACAAACAGGAAACCUGCACACGUUCAGACUCACAUCUUCCAGAGUAAAGGCCGGCUGCAGUUUUCCUCACGUUGUCUCUGAUCAUUUCUGUUCCAGGUCUUCAUCAACACCUCUGACCAUGAAGCUGCUGUCGGUGAGCCUCCUCCUCCUCGCUCCACUGCUCACCUGCUGCACAAAGACCAAGAAGCUGCCGCCGGACUGCUCCUACAUCCAGCUACACAACGAGAAAACAACCAGCGGAGUGUACACCAUCUACCCCACGGGAUCCAAACCUGGUGUCAAGGUGCGUUGUGAGAAGUCAGACGGAGGACAUUGGACGGUGAGUCAGGCUUUGAACUUCUACAGACCCUGGGACCAGUACAAGAAGGGCUUCGGUAACCCUGCUGGAGAGUACUGGCUGGGUCUGGAGAACAUCCACCAGCUGACACGGCAGCGACGCUACGAGCUGCUGGUGGACAUGGAGGACUUUGAUGGGAGGAAAGCAUCUGCCCGAUACUCCUCGUUCUCCGUGGACGGCGAGUGUGACGGUUACGCCCUGCAUGUGUCUGGAUUCACCAACGGGAGCGCCGGAGACUCUCUGAGUACUCACAAUGGACAGAGGUUCUCCACCUUCGACAAAGACCAGGACUCUGGUGGAGGGAACUGUGCCAGACUAUUCCUGGGGGCGUUCUGGUACACUGCCUGUCACAGUACAAACCCUAAUGGUGUUUAUCGCUGGGGGGCAGAUGGGACCCUCUAUGCAGUUGGAGUGGAAUGGUCCACCUGGAAGGGUUAUGACUACUCCCUGAAGACCAUCAGCAUGAAGAUCCGUCCUGUAAAGUAAACCUUCAGGACCAAUCCACAGCAGAACAUUGCGUGCUGUUUUCUGUCAUGUAAUCUCAUCUAAUCUUAGAAGCAAACUGGUGGUCUGAUGGUUGCAUCAGCUGCCAGCACAGUAACUAAAGCAGUCAGGUGAUGGUGAAUGUGAGCAGCUGCUGGCUGGAAAAUCAACUUUGGUGGAGGUUUGAUGUGAAUCAAUAAACAGGAAACUGGA